AUGACUGUGAGCAUAUGUGGUCAUGUAGACAAGGAACCACUUGACUUCUGCUCAGAUAAGAUUCGUACCAGGCUCGUUGCGGCACAGAAUGGGAUAGUGAAAUGCGGGGGCAGUUGGCAGCAACUCGGCGAGAAAUGCUUCCUGGCCGUGGCGGGCUCCAACCGCAACUGGAAGGACGCCCGGAGUGAUUGCCAGACUAGGGCCGGAACUGAUCUGGCUGUUAUCCCUGACCAGGCGACCACUACUUUCUUACAGUCGAUGUUGGCAGGGGUCACAUCUCAGUAUUGGAUAGGACUACAUGACCUCCCCAAUGAGAACGAUUUCAGAUGGGUCGACGGCCAGUCGCUUAUCGAUACAAACUACACGAACUGGGCGCCUAACCAACCCAACAACGGUUGGUUUUUCUCUGAGGAUUGUGUUACCUUCAAACCGUCCACUGGCGAAUGGAAUGACGCGACCUGUGACUUCGGUACCAGGCCUUACAUCUGUGAAAGGAAUAGCUCAUCCAUUCCAAAAUGUGACGAGUCCCACGGCUGGAGGAGCUACAACGGCAAGUGCUACCAAUUCUUCUACGAUUACCAGACAUGGCAGACGGCCCAAGACACCUGUUCUUUCUACAAGGAUGGCCACAUUGCGUAUGUCAAGAGUCCCGAGGAUCAAGCCUUUCUGGACGAUCUGCAGCUCAUGCAUGGCUAUUCCUACUGGAUUGGCCUGCAGGAUGGUAGCACGAACGGUGCUUACCAGUGGUCGGAUAAGACCAAGUUUGACCUGACCAACGAUUUCUCUAAUUGGGAGACUGGCCAGCCAACGAACAAUUGGUAUGGUAACGAGGGUGAUUGUGGGAAUGUGGACACAUCAGGACAUUGGACCAUAAGCAAAUGCAACGACAUGAUUGAUUAUGUUUGUGAAAUUCCUGAAGGUGCCUGUGCUCCUGGGUGGUAUCUUGUCAACGGAAACUGCUACCAAGUCAACUCCCAAACUCUGAGGACCUGGACCGAUGCCAAACAGUAUUGUGAAGCACAGCUGGCCUUUCUGACCACCAUCAAAUCGGAUGCGGAGAACAACAUGAUCAAAUCUUUUCUGAGUGAUCUCAACAGCCAAGGCAUCAAUGAGCUCUACAUCGGGGCUUCAGAUCUCGUGAAGGAUGGCACCUUUGUCUGGGUUGACGGCACGUCUGCUCGCUCCCCGUACUCCCACUGGGUCAGCGGUCAACCUCCAGACACCCCAGAUCAGAAGAAAGACUGUGCUUACAUAGACACAGCGGACAGCUUGGAUGGUGAAUGGAGAGCUGGGGAUUGUUUCAUGUUGGGAGCCUAUGUUUGUCAAACCAAAGCAGGUCACAAAGUGGAGUCCGUGCCUUCAACUCCCAUAACUGACCACUGUGACGGGCCGGGUUGGGAUCUGCACAAAAACUACUGCUACGAGAUUGUCCUGACGUAUGAAAAGUGGGCCGACGCUGACACAAAGUGUAAAGCACUGGGGGCCGAGUUGGUCAGCAUACAUAGCGACGAUGAACAAUCCUUCAUGUCGGUCCGUAUCAGCGUGAUGAACCAACGUGUUUGGAUGGGACUGAACGACCAAGCCACAGAAGGGACCUUCGUCUGGACGGAUUCGACAAACUUUGAUUACAAUAACUGGGCUGACCCCAACGCCAUCGGGAGUGAGGACUGCGUGAGCAUGGAGGGCCAUACCACGAGCUAUGGACUGUGGAAAGCACGCAACUGCGACGAGCUGAACUACUACGCUUGCAAGAAACCGUCAAUCAAAGGAACAGCAGCCCCCCCUCCACCACUGCCAACAAUAAUUUAUGACUCCCGUUGCGGCUCAGGCUGGGAAUUGGACAAGAAGUCCGGCAAGUGCUACCUCUUUCAGCCGUUUGAGAAAACCAACUGGUUUGGGGCUCGCUACGCGUGUCGCCUGCUGGGCGGUGAUCUCAUGAGCCUGACGGGGAAUGACGACUUGGCCUACGCUACUAGUCGGUUGAUAACCACCGGCGGGGGAGAAUCCUGGAUAGGAUGCAACGACCUGGGCACCGAGGGCGGAUGGGUCUGGAGUGACAAGAAACCCUUCUCAUUGCUCAACUGGAACCCAGGUCAACCCGAUAACUGGUUUGGUUACAGCCAGAUUGGAGAACACUGCUGCAACAUAUACAACGCCCUCGGAACGUGGAACGACAACUUCUGUGAAAACCAAAUGGGCUACAGCUGCAACAAAGACGAUAUGGUGCUCAAGUAUUUCUUAACCUACUCGGAGAAGAAAAUCAUGGGUUCGCCAGACAGUAUGGUGGUUCAGAAUGCCUGGCCCAAGGACUGUGCCGAGAAAUGUCGUACCUUGCCUACCAACACCUUCUACUGCAAGUCCUUUGACUACGAGAGGGCCACACGGACCUGCUACCUCUACAAGGUGGACCAGGCCACCGCUGGGGGUCUGAUUCCGACCUUUGACACGCAGCAUUUUGAUUACUACGAGCGAGAUUUAUUUGCCACCCCUCCUCCUCAGCCGACCCCCGUGCCGGCCAACAAGGGAUGCCCCACAGGCUGGGGUCAGUACAAAGAAUACUGCUACUACGCCAACUUCAACAAGUUGGAUUUCGCCGGAGCCCAGGCCGAGUGCCAGAAACUGGGAGCAGAGGUGACCACGAUCCAUAGCAUGAACGUCAACAAUUUCCUGCGUGCAUUUGUCUAUGAACAAAACCCAAAUGAGAACCGGUUUUGGAUCGGACUGACUGACCAGAAACAAGAGAUGCUGUACGAGUGGUACACUGGUGAACCUGUUGUCUUUACCAACUGGAACGCCAGGGAGCCCAAUGACGCCAAUGGAGAGGACUGCACCGAAAUGUAUAUUGACUCUGGGUUCUGGAAUGACGUGCCUUGCCAGGGUUACACCUACAAUUCCAUUUGUCGGAAAAUUGUGUCGACUGGUAACCCGCCUCCGGUCCAGGACACAACAUGCCCAACAGGUGGCACAUGGAAUUACCGAUUUAAAGACCGAUGCUACCAGAUCGAACUAUUCAAACUGCCCUGGGCAGAUGCCGUCAACAGGUGCACAACGACACCUGGAGCUCAGUUGGUUGUCAUUGAGGACAGGAUGGAGCUAGCCUACCUGAGCGGUGCACUGGGUAGUCAAGACGCGGUCGACGACUACUUCAUUGCUUUUAGCGACAGCAAAGUUCCAGGUUUUUACCAGUGGACGGACGGCACACCGAUAAUGUACACAAACUGGGGUGAUGGCCAACCCGAUGAUCAACAGGGUCAUUGUGUCGCCAUGAACAGCGGCAACGACGCCGGCUACUGGGCAGACCGAAAUUGCUCCCAGCCAUAUAACUUCAUCUGCGAGAUGGCCCGGACUGGUUACCCGACAGUACCGCCCCCAGUGGUGGUAACACCUACGCCGCCGACGGAUAAAGAUUGCGCAACGGGAUGGGUGGGCUGGGGCAGUCGGUGCUUCCUGAUUUUUGAGCUGGACAGUGACUCUGCUGCAGUCAACUGGGACACAGCUAACAGAGAAUGUGAGAACAUGGGAGCCACUCUGGCCAGCUUCCAUCACCCUGAUGAGGAGAAGUACUUGAUAAGCAAGUUUUCACCGACAACUAACAGACGUUUUUGGAUUGGACUGAACGACCAGCGUUUUGAAGGAGGCUAUGCAUGGAGUGACGAUACCCCAGUGGAGUACACCAACUGGGCUGCUGGGGAGCCCAACGAUUAUGGUGGCUGGGAAGAGUGCGUGGAGACAGACUUCAAGGGGGGACGAUGGAACGACCAAAGCUGCUGGGAUCGACGCAACUAUAUCUGCGCCAUACCCAAAGGGAAGACGGUAAUCACAACACCACCACCAACGAUUGCUACAGGUGACGACUGCGUAGGCUUUGUUGGAUGGAAGCACCUGUACCCCAACUGUUACUACUUCAGCACUAAAGGGGACGGCUUGAAAGAUUGGUACGAGGCGGAGGAGUUCUGCCAUAAACAGAAUGCUCAUUUGGUCUCCAUCCAUGACAAAACAGAACGAGAUUUUAUCAAGAAUCGGAUGGACGCAUUUGUCGGUAAUUACUGGUGUGGGCUUCGAGCAAACAUCACACAUCCUGGCAAUCAUGAGUGGUCCGAUGGAACCCUCUUGGACAUGAAGAACUGGCAGGUGUUUCAGCCAGACACCAAGAACGGAGAGGAACUCUGCGUCCAAAUGAGGGCAAAUCAAUUGAUUCCGUUCCUGACCGGCCAAUGGCUGGAUGCCAACUGUGGCCUGGAUGCCCGCUUCGUCUGCAAGAAGAACGUGGACGGCACCGCGCCCACCCACCAGCCCACCCCUGCACCCACGGGAGGUUGCCCAUUGGGUUGGCUCAAGUACAACAACCGAUGCUACAAGAUGAUGGGUGUGGGCGGCCAAUCAGACCCCAGGAAGAACUGGCAAGAUGCCAAGACGGAGUGUAUGAAGACGACGGGGGCAAACCUUGCCUCCAUACACAGCAUCGAGGUCCAGACUUAUUUGACUGCCGAUAUGAUCGAGUCUACCGACGACGUGUGGAUAGGGAUGUCUGCUCUGGCUAGCGGCAACAAGUUUGUUUGGACAGACAGCAGCUCAGUGGACUUUGUCAACUGGGCGGCAAACCAGAAGGAUCAAACGGACUUUAUUCAGCUUGGGAAUGCUUCCGAUUGUAUCCGGAUGAUGUAUGAAGACGACGAGCCGGGCAGAUGGUUGGAUGAGGACUGUGACGCUCUGCAUGCCUACCUAUGCAUGAUGAAACCAGAUGACCAGUAUCCCGACAACCCAAUUUCAACUGAUUGCACUGAUUUAAGCGGAAGUGGCUACACACAAUACGGCGACGUGUGCUUUAAGGUCUAUACUGAUUCGACGAGGAAUUUUAACGACGCCAAGGCAAAGUGUGAGGCAGACGGAGCCAAUCUAGCAUCCAUCAUGAACGGCUAUGAGCAGGCCAAGCUACAGUCAAUGAUGGACGACAAGGGGAAACCUGGCAGCAUGUGGAUUGGACUUUACGACGAUCCGGCCACUGGAGUGUUUGCGUGGAUAGACGGCUGGCCGCUUCACUAUGACAACUGGGGAUGGACUGAUCCUAAAGGCCUCCCGUACGUAAUCAUGAAGGAGGACGGUUGGCUGUAUGAGGCUGGCGAAUGGGGAAACGUGAACGGGGAGGGUUUCUUCAAUAAGUACUACACGGCCUGCAAGUACAAUCCAGCCACACCCCCACCCCCUGAGCCCACCGUGGUCGGAUACUGUGACAACGGCUGGGGCGCCUUCGGUUCCAGCUGCUACAUCGUCGGCUCCGGCAUCUUCGCCAAGGGAACCUUCGGCGACGCCAUCUAUGACUGCGACAAGAAUUACGGUGGGGCCCACGUCGUGACUAUCGGGAGCAAACUGGAGAACAGCUAUGUCAAGAGUCUAGCCCAGAAGGAGUUUGGGGUCGAUGAGGUGUUUAUUGGAAUCGACAGGACCGCCAUUGGUGGUUGGGAGUGGGUAGAUGGCUCCCCUUUGACCUACGUCAACUGGGGCAAUGACCCGGACAGUAACACCGGUAAAGACUGUGCCGAGAUGAAGUUUGACUCCAACGCCAAGUGGUACCACAUCAACUGCAAAAGCAAAAGCCACUACGUCUGCGAGAAAGCAAAGACUCCAAUGAUGACGACUCCAACACCACCUGUGAAGAACUGUUCAACCGGUACUACUGAUUGGAAGGAGUUGGAUUCAUACUGCUAUUACGUCAGCAAUACAUACGUCAGCUGGCAUGAUGCGGAGGAAUGGUGCAAUCAAAAUGGCGGCUACCUGGCAUCCAUACACAGUGCAGUGGAGAAUCAGUUCAUUUUAGAUUUGUUCCCAUACAGCUAUCAGACUGCUUGGAUUGGCUACAGCAAGAUGUUUGAUGGAAGUGGCACUGAUAAGUACCGUUGGACUGACGGUUCGGAUCCCUUGGACUACACGUCAGGAUGGGGGGUCGGUGAACCGGAUGACCAAUUUGGCUCACAGAAGUGUGCAAAUAUGGAAUGGGAUGGUACUUGGGAGGACAAUAACUGCGGUGCCCAGGAAGGUUUCGCUUGCAAGAGGAAGUCCGACAACACGGCACCGAUCACUUUUCCCCCACCUCCACCGCAAGUUGGAAACUGCCCCGCUGGCUGGAACAAGAUAGAGACGGGUUGCUACCUGAUCAAGGGUGACACAGCAGACUUCAAAUCCUGGGAAGAUGCGAGGACUGAAUGUCAGAAACAAACCAACGGGGAUCUGGCGUCCAUUCAUGACCAAGGAGUCCAGUCUCUGCUAGCAUCCAUGAUCAAGUCGCACACGGGUAACAUGUGGAUAUCACUGCGUGGUGGUACUAGUGGAUGGUGGGGUUAUCACUGGGCCGAUCAGAGCAACGUGGACUAUGAACACUGGGCCUUGAACCAGCCCAGUUAUUACUUUGAUCAAACCCAGUGUGUGGUGAUGGUGAAUGACCCGGACUAUCCAGGGCGUUGGGAUGAUCAGCCUUGCGCUGACACACAUGGCUACCUCUGUUAUCAACCACUCGAUGCGAAUCUGCCCACCGUAGCGCCACCGGUCGGCGACUGUAAACUAGACGACUACGAACCGUACUAUGACGAUUGCUUCAAGGUCAACACCACGUAUGUGCCCUUCCAGGACGCCCUGAAGUCCUGCGCCAAUGAUGGAGCAUACCUAGCAACUGUCGUUGAUGGUUUUGAUGAGGCUUAUCUGAUCACGAUGCUGUAUGCAAGGGGCUUGGAUGCUGCCUGGAUUGGCUUCGCAGCGUCCAAUAGCACUGGCACAUUUGUCUGGGCGGACCAGCGGCCAGAUUCCUACAUCAACUGGGGCCCAUACCAACCCAACGGUCCAGGCAACUGCGCGGUUCUGACCAAGCAGGCUUAUUGGGUCAACGUCCCUUGUGACGAGGGGUACCCAUUCUUCUGUCGAAUCAACGAUCAACCUUUCGUACCCCCCACUUGGCCCCCCGCCCUGCCAGGCAGCUGUCCGGACAAAUGGGUCCCGUACGGCGACAACUGCUACAUGUUUGCGUCAGGCGGUAGUUACGUCACCUGGUACGAGGCCUACGUCAAAUGCUCCAUGGACUACGGAGGCGCACAACUCCUGGCCAUCCAUAGCAGGGCCGAGAACACGUUCAUCCAGAAGAAUAUCGAUAAUAUCUAUUCGUGGACCGGCGUGUGGCUGGACUUGAGUCGCAACAAAACUGUAAGCAACCAGUAUGAGUUUUUUUGGAACGACGGACACCCGUUGGAUUACGACAAUUGGAGACACGACGAACCCAGCCAGGAGGGAUACUACAGUAAAGACUGCGCCAUCAUGAUGCCCGGUGCCUAUGGAAAGUGGGAGACGGACAGCUGCACAUUCGGCAAUGGCUUCGCGUGCCAGAAACCCAAAGUUCCGGUUGCCGAGGGUGGCUGUGAGAAGGGCUGGUUCAGGAUGAACAACUGGUGCUACGGAGCGUUUGGGAUGUUUGAGCCCGAUGCCAAGACAUGGCCCGCUGCCGAGAAAGACUGCAAUAGUAAAGGUGGAAACUUGGCCACCGUCUACGGACAGAGCGUCCAGUCUUUACUGGAAGGGAUGAUGUCCGAGGAGAAACAGUCCUUUGCUUGGAUCGGCCUGAGCAAGAGACUGACCGGGUUCUUUGAGUGGGCGGAUGGAACGCCCUUCCAUUUCAAGAACUGGGCUGCGGAUAACCCCGAUCAAAUGAACGAUGACUACAAGUGCGUCCGGCUGAACCAGGACACGACCUACCCAGGUCUGUGGAGCAACAUCCCCUGUGGGUCUGAGGACGGGUCAGGCAAGGGAUCCAAAGGGGGUUACAUCUGCCAAAAACCGGCAGAUCCCAACCUGCCCAACAACCCCACCGGCGAGACCUGUACCCAGGCUGGCUACUUCAAGUUUGAUGAGAUCUGCUACAAAGCCUACGGUGGGUCGGACCAGCUGAAGGCAUUCCAAGAUGCGCAGGAUCAGUGCGUGGCGGACGGAGGAACGCUGCCUAGCGUGCCCAACGGCUACGCGGAGGGUUUCAUUGAGACGCUGCUGUUUUACUACGAGAUCAAAGACGCGUGGAUUGGCCUCAGGAGAGGAGCUGAUGGUCAAUUUGCUUGGAUUAACGACGACACCCACGCCUACCGCAAUUGGAAGACGGAACCAGACCAGGGGACCAACAAUAACUGUGUUAGGAUCAAGGAUCGCCAAGUGUGGGACGUGGUGCCUUGCGAUACCAAGCACAACUUCAUAUGUCAGAUCGGUCAAACUGUGCCACCACCAAAAACAACUGCUGCAGUUGGGACGAAGCCAACGAAUCCUCCAUCGAAUCCUCCAUCGAAUCAAACAGUUGCAUCAACCACACCACUUAACGGAACCCGCGAGCCGCCAACAAGGGCCCAGCCAAAUCCUUAUGAAGGUCUGAGUGGGGGCGCUAUUGCCGGUAUCGUCAUCGGUGUACUGGUUGCCGUGGUCCUGGUCCUUGUCGUGGUGGGUUAUUUGGCCCUGAGGCAUCGCCAGGUCGCUCUCAAAGCCCCAGAUCUAGGCACGGCCACUGUCAGCGGCUUCGAUAACGCCAUGUACUCACCAUCCGUGGAAGAUGUCACCUUUGACACCAAGGGUGCGGGUGUGACUGACGCCUAAAAUAUAUCAAUCCCAGGGAAGGGAAAGAAAGCAAAGCAAAAUUGAACUUGGGGUUGGGGAACAACAACAAUCUCUUACAAUUUCUGUCGUUAGGAGAAUGCUUAACCCUUACUGUCCUGAUGAUUCCAAUCCUCCAAUUUAAGCAGAAUUUUCAAACACCUUUAUAUAUAGGGAUUAGGAUUAAUACAUAAGGUUUUUAUUUGGGGUCUGGUGAGGCUUUGACAUAUUUUGUCCCUUUUAGGGGGGAGGCAGGGGUGGGGUUACCUUUAGACCUCCUUCCAUAAAACUUGUAAGCAGAAAAGGCGUGCAGCUGUUCCUCAUCAUGAGAGUCCAAUUUCUUUGGUCUGCUUUCCGUAAGUGAAAAUCCCUGCUUACUGUAGCAGAAAAUUCAGUGCUUACCAUAAGCAUAUUUCACGCAUUAGCGAGGAAUUUUGACUUCUGCGCAUGCGUACAUCCCGUUACUAGGGAUUCUGCGCUAACAGGCUUAGCACAUAAUGUUUUCUGCUAGUGCAGUUAGCACAGAAUGGUCGUCGUAAGCGCGGAAUUAUGUGGUUAGCAGAGCCAUGAAUUGGGCCCAGCAGGUGAUUUCCUCAUUUCAACUGUUGGACGUAAGGAAGAACUUGUGAAGCUUCGCAUUUUCUCGGUUUUUUGGGGUGAACUUCUGCGGUUGUUACUUAAAUCGUACAAGCAAAUUACUCUUCUGAUAGUGUAGCACGUUUUAGUGAUCCCAUGCCGGUUAUGUGGACCGGAAACAAUUGCUCUUAGUCUUAGUUACUGCAAAUAAGUACCUCUACAAAGAAGCACUCCGACGCAAUACAUUCAUCAGCAUUUUGUAGUAAUGGCAGUCCUGCUAUAAUAGAUACCUUAGUGUCCAUAUUCAUAAUUAAAUAAGAAUAAGUACAUAACACAAAGAACUUUUUUAUAAAGGUGAUGAUUACUUCUAAAGCUACAGUACUUUGUUUUAAAUUGUCUUUUAUUGUUUGAAAUAAUUUUUGUAAAUGAAAUUUAUAGGAGCUGCUGAAGUACUGAAAUUCGUUUUUAUGCAAAUAAAUGAGCUAAGUUUAAAGCCUGCUUUAUAGUUUGUUUUACUUCACAUUACAAGUAAAUAGUAGCCUAUUGUUUAUUGAUCAGUUUAUUCGGGCUUGUACUUAAUUGGUUAGAUAUAUGGUGGAUUUACACUUCAAAAUAUGGGCAACUAUCCCAUUAUUUUUUUUAAGCAUUCAUCAAUUUGUGUAUUUUAAAGAGAGCAAAAAUACUGACAAAAAACUUUGAUUUCGUGUGAAAAAAAUUGUCCACAGUUUAUCGGUGCAAAGUAAUAAAUGAUUUAAUUUCGAAUGAAACUUAUUUUUGUGAAGUAAACAGCUUUUUUGUAAGUGUUAAUGAAUGAGUGGUAGAUUAUAAUGAUAGAGUGGUAGAUUAUACUGAAAUGUUUCUCUUUUUCAUCAAAAGAAACUGAAAUGAUAUAUUUGCAACGAAAUCAGUAGUAUAGUUUAAUUGGUUACUCCCCCUGAAAUAUAUGUCAAUCUAGGGAACGUUUUAUCUAUAACAUGAGUUAAUAAACAUAACAGUAUGUUAAAUAACUACAUUUUAACCCUAAAGGGGUCGGGUUAUUUUGACCAUCUCACAGCCGGGGGGGGGGGCGGAUUCCGCCCCCUCAGAUGUCGGCCAUCGAGUGAAAAAAAAUUGUGAAACUCGGUGCAUGCAUAGAACAACAUUAUAUGAACAUACUCAAGAAAUUUCAUGGCUAUAGGUUAUAACGGGUUUUUGGAAUUAUGGCAAAUUAAUUACUCAUAUGCACAAUGGAAAUUCCGCUUUGUGUACACUAUAUAUUGGGGAAAUUCAGUUUUCACGAAAAUGUUUUCUGCUGUGCGGUAACCCAUUGUCGGAAUUUUGUGUUUUGGGUAUCAAAAGAUGCGGAAGACUCGAGGCUAAAAAGUCAAGAAAGCUCAAAUUGGGAAAUUUUAUUUUUUUGCAAGGGUAUUGCGGCAAAACGUUGGGGGAGGGGGUUCGGAUUCCGCCCGGCCCUUUUAGGGUUAAAAUGCGUUUAGAAAAUUAAUUGUAUGACAAUACAUUGUAUAACCAUGAUUUUAUAAACAAUGACAGAAUACUUUCUAAAAUGCAAA
Molecule: messenger RNA, 10736 nt
Organism: Patiria miniata (bat star)
Lineage: Eukaryota; Metazoa; Echinodermata; Asteroidea; Valvatida; Asterinidae
Exons: 63
Coding region: 1-8613 (2870 amino acids)
Molecular function (GO): signaling receptor activity
Source: RefSeq, a predicted model, not a curated record